AUGGCCACCCCACCAUUCUGGCUGACUAGGAAGAUGUUUUCCUUCAAGGUAAGCAAAUGGAUGGGGCUCAUUUGCUUCCGGUCACCAGCCAUCUUUUCGCCCAACAUUCGCCAGAAGAAACUAAUCCACAAGCUUCAGGAAGAAAAGGCUUUUAGGGAAGAGAUGAAAAUUUUCCGUGAGAAAAUAGAAGACUUCAGGGAAGAGAUGUGGAAUUUCCAGGACAAAAUCCAUGCUUUCCGGAGCCAGAUCUUGGGCUUUUGGGAAGAGGAGAGACCUUUCUGGGAAGACGAGAAAACCUUCUGGAAAGAGGAAAAAGCCUUCUGGGAAAUGGAAAAAUCUUUCCGGGAAGAAGAGAAAACCUUUUGGAAAAAGUAUCGCACUUUUUGGAAGGAGGAUAAGGCCUUCUGGAAAGAGGACAAUGCCUUAUGGGAAAGAGACCGGAAACUUCUUCAGGAAGACAAGGCCCUGUGGGAGGAAGAAAAGGCCCUGUGGGUAGAGGAAAGAGCUCUUCUUGAUGAGGAGAAGGGCCUGUGGGAGGACAAAAAGUCCCUCUGGGAGGAAGAGAAUGCCCUCUGGGAGGAGGAGAAAGCAUUCUGGGUAGAAGGUGGGGGCUAUAUUGCUGAGGAGCAGAUACCUGAAGACAGGCACUACAACAUCAAUGGAGAGCCACGAUCGCCAGCCUUCUUCCGAGGCAGGGCAUGA
Messenger RNA from Diceros bicornis minor, 702 nucleotides. RefSeq names its product coiled-coil domain containing 70 (gene CCDC70). NCBI's taxonomy places the organism in Eukaryota, Metazoa, Chordata, Mammalia, Perissodactyla, Rhinocerotidae. The record is from RefSeq and is a predicted model, not a curated record. The coding region runs from base 1 to 702 and encodes 233 amino acids. The transcript has a single exon.